GUCUGUGCAGCAGGCUUCCAUACCCUGCUGAUACACUGGGGAAUUCAGCCUUCACACAGGCAGCCCCACAAAUCCUCAUGGGGAAAAACAUUUGCCACAACUGCAAACAAAGCAACACUUCAGUCAGCCUGCUGGUAUUGAUUUCUGUCUUCUCAGUAAGCCUCUUUCCGCCUCCAUUCUCAACUCGUUAAUCUGCUUUCUAUCUGAUGGCUUUUACUAUUCCAGCUUCCCAAAUUUAGAACUAUUGUGCAUUCCAACAAUUCACAAUAAAUGCCUCAGUCAUCAGGGUUCAUUGUUUAUUCUAGUCUCUGGGCUUAUGGGAUUAUUAUUGGCAUAUUAUGGACAUUGCUUUAAAUAACUGCAGCAAAGAUAUUUACUGGUAGUGAGAACAACUGCAAUUUUGCUGAUACAUUUAACUUAAUCUAAUGCAUAUAUAAAAUGUGAAAUGUCAGCUGCUCAUUUGACUUGAUACUAUCAGGUCUUUAAAAAAAGGUGAUCUUUAGUUCUUGUAGCUCUGCUAUGACAGUGCUGUUGUGAUUUAUGCCUCCGAGAGUGAGAUUCCCUCCACAACGAGGCUUCACGUGAGCUGAAUUUGAUUUCUAAAGGCUUCCCCUUUUAGAAAAUGAGAAAUCCUCUCUUUCUCUGCACUGAUCUGGGGAUUAUUUGCUUCCACCAUCUUCUUGUGAGCGGCUUCCUCUCCUCUCAUUCACUGUUCAAUUUAUGGCUGCCACCUACACGUCUUUGGUUCUGAGAAUGCAUUCAUUAUCUUCUCCCAACCCCCUGGUCUGUAUUCAUUUUUCACACCUUUUAAAUGAUUUUUUUUUAACAGAUUAAAGCACCAAACUAGUUAUGCACUGUCAUCUGUAGAGCUGAAAAAUAACUAAAUACAUAAACAUAUACACAGUAUGUGGUAACUGUUCCCUGGUUGUUGAAAUGACAAUCAGCUGAACACAAGCUUACUGGCAGGGCUGAGGAUACUGUCUCAUAACUAUUGCUGUCUGGCCAAAGCCAUCAAAGGAAUCUUAAAUAAUCAAACCAAAACAGUUAAAGCAAACUUUAAUAAAUCAGUUUUUGAUUUUCUCCAGUCUCCUUUUGUAUGAAGAUCCAGAUUCCUGUUACUAAAAAUGAGAAUCAGACCUCAGCCAAUGCACUUAUAAAUCUGCUUAUAUUUCCUGUUUAAAAGAAGAAAAAACUAUUGGCUUCUAUAUUGCAGUGUCAGACUUUUAAAUCACCAAAUAUCCGUCACAUUCUUAAUAGCCCUGUGUGCUUUGGGUUAUCAUGAGUACGCUACAAAAUAUUAUGUAUGUAUCAAAAUUUGUUUGACAGUUACAUUGAUACUUUCAGCAUGAAUUAAACUUCUUCCACUUAACUUUAAGUUUUAAGAGAUUAUGGAUAUCUGCCACAUACACAAAACCUAAUAUUAGAUUAAUGCUAAUAUUGAAAUUAGCUUCAUAUCAAACUUUUCCAUUUAAUAAUAUUUAAUCAGCUACAAAAACCAAGAUUAUGAACGAGUGUGUGCACACCUGUUUCUAAUAAUGUUUCUCUGAGUCGUCACAAGGCUAACAUUAUUCAUGCUAAUCUCAUUAGUCUGCAGUCCCACUGUUAUCAAAAGUAUCAGUUCCAAUAUUGACUAAGCAGCCUGUGUUGUCUUACCUUGAAGCUGGAUUUUAAAGGUUAUUCACCACCUUCAGUGUUUCCCCUGGAUUGACCAGUUUGGAAGGGGGAGGUGGUUUGUAGUGGCGACAUCACCGAGUCCAGCAAUGACACGCUUCCCUCAGAGACCAUUUAGAACUCAGAAGGUGCACAGACUUUGUCAUACUGACUGCUCCGGUGCCUGCCUGCUUUAGAAUUCCUUGGAAUGUUGUGGAAAAUUCUGGAAAUGACCAUUGUCGUACUACUGUCUUUACCUUUACUGGGAAAGGAUCGAGAAAAUAACCGAAAUUAAAAUUAAAAAUGUUGUUUUUAGCUCUGUGUGCAUAUUUGUGAAUAAUUCAUCUAACUUCACUUACAGGAAAUUUGUGUACGAAUCAUUUCUGUGAGUGAAAAUUUCAAAAUUUUAAUUCCAUUCCCAGAUCUCCACAUACAAGUCUAGAUUUUUCUCCUCAAGGUUUUGUGGCCAGCUUUGUGUUAACAUGUUGGAAAUGCUAAGAGUGAUUUGAUGUCCGUUUGCAGCAGUGAGCUGUUGUGUAGGAUCGGGCACAGUCUGUACUUUACCAUCAUCUUCUUGUCCUUUUCAGAAAAGACCUCCUUUCUGAAAGCUGCAGAAGUUUUAACUGAAAGUGCUCUCACGUUAGAGGGAUCUGAAUGCAGUUUGUACACUGCCUCCUGAUUGUCAGCUAUUGAAAGACACUGUAUGGGCAUGCUUUAAUUUAAACCUAAAAUGUUACCCACCUUAACCAGAGACUAACUAAAAAUAUUCAAUCUUACCAAAGAGUGAAAUCUGCUCAACAAUGUCAUUAAUAGCAAAAUGCUAAACAUAAGAUAUCAUCACUCAAAAUAUCAGAUUUUCUAGUUUUUUGGAAGAAUAAAACAAGAUAACAUAAAAUAAAUCUUCCCAGACAGAGUGCUGCUGGCGUGUGUCAUGACUUUUAGAUUGCUGCUAUUUUCUGUGUGCGUCUUUGUUGUUUUUGCUUUGAAUCUUUGUUUCUCUGCCACCUUGUCUUUCCUGUUCCUUUGUUCUGUCUCUUCCUGUGUCUCCAGCCUUGGUGUUUUCACUGUAUAUGGCAAAUAGACUGGUCUUUACAUAGCACUUUUCUAGCUGUUAUGACCAUGAGCCACAUUUAUAAAACAUUAUUUUCAAAUACUUUUUCUGUUUUGCCCACACUGGAAAUUAAAAGCUCAGUAUCUUGAACCAUCCAACCUCCAGUUUGCAGAUGAACAGUUCUCCCUCCACAAACACAUCCCCGUGCUUUUUCUAGUCUUUUUGCUUUUCCUGGAAUUGCAUAUGUUUGUGGUCCUGCGUCAGACCUUUGUUCAUUAUACCUCCCUCCUGAUCUAUAUCUAAUGUCAGGGUAAAGGGAGAUGAGUAGUUUGAUUAGGUUUCUCAAUCAUGCUUUUAUCUAUUAAAAAACUUUAGUGAUUGUUAAGGAGGGAAAAUUCUGGGUAACAGAUUCAUAUCAGGAGUUUGACAUUUUCUGCAGUUACAAAAGACCUUUGUGAAACCAGGCUCACUAAUCAUGAAUACCUAAAAUGUUCGCUUCCUGGAAAAUUAAACAAUUUCCCACUGAUUACAUGUGAAUUGUGCUGCUUGGCACCAAAAUAACUCCUGAUAUUCAUCCUGCAUUUUUGGUGCAGAUGUUUAGCGAGGUAAAGGUGCAGCUGCUGUAUUUCCCAGAGAGAGAAAAACAUAUUUGAUCAUUUUAUGAUGGAGAAAGAUGUCAUGUAGGAAUGCAGGAAUUAUUUUUGAAUGUAAGGACUGCUCCAUGACAUUUGAUAAACAGGACAUUUAAAGCCUACAUGUGAUGUCCUUUGUUAGAGUUUAACAGAGCCAGAUGAUUUGGUGCUGAUAUGUUUUUUCUUUCUUUUUUCUUUUUAAAAUAUCUUCCAAAACAAAUUGUAAAAAAAAAACAAGAAGUAUACUAACUUGAGAAUGAAAAUAUUAGGCAGUUUCAUGUUAAUCAAAUCAAGCUGAAUUUAAGCUGUUGUCGAUCUGCAGAACUCAUUGAGCUUUGUGCUGGGUUUAUAUUCUCUAGAGGUUGAAAAUCAAUCAUCGCAGAUGCAACAACAUCUGUGUAUAUCUUGUUAAAUUCUCUUGGCUAAAUCCAUAAAGAGCAGUGAAUCUCAGAUAAGAGAUCACAACUUCUCAUCCCAGUCUAUACACAUAAAUCUUAGCCUAUUUUUAAUGGACCUGACGGGACUCAACUGGACUUCACUUUUUCUGUUAAGGUGAGGAGGUAAAGACAACCAUCUACAAUGUAAGAAACAGCAAAUACAGCUGGAUGUUUUAAUUCCCUGUUUCCUGCUUUUCUUCUACUAAAUAGAUGUUCAAAUUGAAUUCAGAAGAAUUUGAAUUUAACUUGAAAUAAAGUUUGUACUCCCCUGUACAAAGUGAUUUAUUUUGUUAUAUAUUAAUAUAUGUUGUACAGUUUCCUCCAACAAUGUGCUUUUUACAACCUGCACUUUUUCAAUGCAAGUUAAUCUUCUACUUCAACUUUUUCCAGAGUUUGUCAAAAUGUUUGUACGUUGCCACUGCAAAAGUCACCAGAUGCAGAUGAAGUGGCGAUGACUCCAUCGCAAAACCUUCAAAUGAAGGAUUUUGAGUGCAGUAGGCUUUCCUUUUACUUUUGUUCUGCACCUUUUCCCUGGAUGUGUUGUUGGGCCCGGGUAUAACGGUUAUGUCUAUACACUAACGCUACUCUGUAAAUAAAAGUGAUUACAGGAUUGUAUUGUAGAGCAAUACAAUACUGUGCACUGAGAAAUGACGCUAAAAACAUGUACAGCAGACUAUAUUGUGCCAGGGAUGGAUCCUGACCACAUCAUUGUGCUAACCAUCUGAGGUCUAAACCAUGAUGAGUGCCAACCCCAAUCCUAAACAAUAUUUUUGCGAAGGCAAAACUAAGAUUUUGGGAAUAUUUUUCUUUUCUUUUAGAUAGUGUGAUCGUUUAAUAUGUUCCUUAAUUACCAGAGACUUGGAGAGCAAUUGAAUAAAAGCAAAAAGGGACAUAUUCUGAUUCACUAAGGGGGACAGAGCUGUCAAAGAUGAUGACAUAAACCUCGGGGGUUAAGACUCAGGAGUGAGAACAGGUUGCACUGUACAUUAAAAUCCGUAUAUUCAAAUAUUUGGUAGUGGGCUGGAAGAUUGCACCUGCUACUGAGUUCUUAAAAAUAGAGAAUACUGUACUGUCUCCUAACCCUCUUAAGACUUCUACAUCACCAACAACCUCAAACCUGGCUCCAAACCCUAACCUUGACCCUUUUCUAGGAAAAUGUAAAUCGUUUUUGAAAUGUUUCAGUUAUAUAUUCACACAGAUGACAACUUCCUUUACAUUAUCCCUUACAUUAUAUAUGCCUUACAGGGAUAUAUAAUGGACAAGCACAGUAUUUUACUUGGUGCAUUCAUACAUUUUUUCACAUUUUCUUGACUGGGCUAGGCCGCCGUCUGACCUGCACUGUGUACAGACGCACGUUCUCUUAGUACCUACGAAGAUUUCUCUGAGAUAGCAAUACUCUUAUGAGCGAAGGCUCAGUACUGGUUGUAUUUGAACCCACCACACACAUCUCUUAGCUUUUUGCAGUAAUGAGCAAAAACACAUACACAUAUGCUAUAUGUGGAAAUCUUAGAUAGUAAAGAAAUGGUGGCGACCCUACGAUACCAGUCUGUGCAACACACAGACCACAGGAAAGGAGGAGGAUCAAAAUAAACAAGACCAACAAAGUAAAAACUAACUGCUAGGGCAGGAUUUGGCUGUGUAACCUACUGAGAGAGGGAGUAUAUUGAUCAGCUGCUUUCCCGCUGCUUUCUGCCUCAUUAUCAGACAACACACAUGACUUUAUUUGGUCAAGCUGCACAUGAAGAUCAGAGCUGUACAACAUGCCCUGCAGCCUGUGCCAUGUAGACAGUGUACCAAGGAGGAUUAACACUUAGUUACUUGUAUUGAUGCUGUCCUCUUUACAUCGAUCAUUCUCUUUGCCUGGAUGGAGAGUCAACUACUCAGCAUCAUGAACAAGAUGAAGAACUUUAAGAGACGUUUCUCUUUGUCGGUUCCUCGGACUGAGACGAUUGAAGAAAAUGAGUUCACUGAGCAGAUCAACCAGCUCAACAUACGGCACACUCAGGGCCUGACUCCAGACAGACUGGGUCCUCCAUCUCAUGAUGUCAGCCCAGUGAGCCCUGAACCAACCACUCCAGGAGCUCAGUCUCCAUCCCACCUCCAGUACCACAGCAAGACCCAGCACAGACGCUUCUCCAUGGAGGAUGUUAGUAAGCGCAUGUCCCUGCCAAUGGACAUCCGCCUGCCUCCAGAGUUUCUGAAGAAGUUGCAGAUGGAGAAUGAAAACUCACCGCUCUGCAAACCUCUCAGUCGCAUGUCUCGACGCGCCUCACUGUCUGACAUAGGAUUUGGGAAACUGGAAACAUACGUUAAGCUUGGCAAACUGGGUGAGGGGACAUAUGCUACAGUCUUUAAAGGGCGGAGCAAACUCACUGAGAACCUGGUUGCUCUGAAGGAGAUUCGGCUGGAGCACGAUGAGGGGGCACCUUGCACUGCUAUCAGAGAAGUGUCUCUGCUAAAGAACCUGAAGCACGCUAACAUUGUCACCCUGCAUGACAUCAUCCACACCGACCGCUGCCUUACUCUGGUGUUUGAGUAUCUUGACAGUGAUCUUAAACAGUACUUGGACAACUGUGGGAACCUCAUGAGCAUGCAUAAUGUCAAGAUCUUCAUGUUCCAGCUGCUGCGUGGUCUGUCCUAUUGUCACAAGAGAAAAAUCCUCCACAGAGACCUAAAGCCUCAGAACCUGCUUAUCAAUGAUAAGGGCGAAUUGAAAUUAGCUGAUUUUGGUCUGGCCAGGGCCAAGUCCGUCCCCACUAAGACCUAUUCCAAUGAGGUGGUAACGCUUUGGUAUCGACCUCCUGACGUGCUGCUAGGCUCUACAGAAUAUUCCACACCCAUCGACAUGUGGGGCGUAGGCUGCAUCCUGUAUGAGAUGGCAACAGGUCGUCCUAUGUUUCCUGGUGCCACUGUGAAGGAAGAACUACAUCUAAUUUUUAGGCUCAUGGGCACUCCGGCAGAGGAGACCUGGCCUGGUAUCAGCAGUAAUGAGGAAUUUAUGUCCUACCUCUUUCCUCAGUACAGACCUCAAGCUCUCAUCAACCAUGUGCCCCGGUUGGACCCAGAAGGGAUUGACCUGCUGUCUGCUCUGUUGCUGUAUGACACCCGGAGCAGACUCUCCUCUGAAACCGCUCUACGUCACCCCUACUUCCUGAGUUUGGGAGACAACAUUCAUAAUUUGGCAGACACUGCUUCAGUGUUUUCUCUCAGAGAGGUGCAGCUCCAGAAGGACCCAGGACACCGCAGCUCAGUAUUCCAGCCUUUAGGUCGAGGAAAGAACCGAAGACAAAGCAUCUUCUAGAGGUCGUGGAGAGGAUGAAGAGAGAAGACGGCGAGGAACUGCCUUUUCAGAUCACAACACCAAGGCCAUCGCAGCUCAGCACAUUCACAGCAUGUUCACCUGCACGGACAAACACGCACUCAUUUCCAUGGCAGCUGACCGUGGAGGCACACAGAGUUUCUGGAGACAAACUUGUAUUGCACUUGAAAUACCUUCUCUAUUCAUACAUAUUUGCACACAUUUGCACAAUCAGCUACACUGAACAUGCUGCCGUGAUGUAACUGGACACAUGAGAGAUUCAUCCUCCCGACACGCACAUGCAUUUCAGCCUAAGAAGAAACGGAGCACUAAAUGAAACGCUCUGCUAUGCUAUACUUACACAGGCCUGCUUUACAUAGUGUUCAGAGCACACCCAGGGUUCUAGCCAUUCAAAGUAGCUGCUAUCACAACUGGAACAAUGGAUACAGUUGCAGGUGUGCGUGUCUUUGCCCUAACAGAAAUGCAAGUAUUGCAUUAUGUGUUGAGUUUGUUCCAGGUCAGUUGGUUUCUAAAUUAUUUUCUGGUUUUAUCUUACAAAACUUAUGGUCUAACACUGAUAUGUAGCUUAAAGACACAGUUUGGCAACCAAGGACCCUUAUGAAUCCUAAUUCUUUUCUCAGCUUAACAGUGAUUCACCAGGGAUUUGUAGUUUGAGGACAGGGUUAAAACUUAUACACCACCACUACCCACAGAAAAGGCUGACCAGAAACCAAAGAGAAUAGUCACAUUUUUUUCUGUUACUUGGAUUAUCGAUUUUGUGAUGUAAUUUGUUUAAACAUUGUGUAAAUAUAUAGUUAAUAUUUUAUUGUCACACACAAGAUGUUCAUAUCAUGUUUUUAAGCCCCUUUGCUUUGCUAAUCUGAAAUUUAAAAAACUGUAAUGUUAGAUAUAACUCUGGGUGCUGCUAGGCACUUGCUCAAUAACGGACUCGUAUGCAUUUGCAAAGUGUUUUGGCGAACUGAUGAGGCAAAAACAUUAUGUGGCUGACAGAAAAACACUCAGUAAGGCUUCAUGGUCAUUCAUUACUUUGCAUGAUGUGCAUUCGCUAGUGACGGUUAGCUAUCCCAGCUAGCUAAAAACUUAUUCCAAAUCCCACUGACAUUUGAAAUUAUGCUAAUAGCUAAAAGUUUAUUCUGGAAGGGCAUCUUUUAAAAUGGCACAUUAUAGGCACACAGAUAUUAAAUUAGAUAUUUGAAGACUGAUAUAAUAGUAUUGCUCAAUAAUCAGUCUGUUUAACAGUGCAGGGUUGCAUGGAAGUUUUAGCAUGUAGUGGUCAAACCAUGUUCAGUUUCUGUGUUUACUGUGUGUUGCAGAAGGCGUUGAUGCUCUCUUGGCUUUGUAAUGAAUAUAUACUUGUAGGUGCUGCUUUCAGUCUUGUGAGGUGCUUCUCUGCACCUGCUCACCUGACCAAGGAUUCAGCACGGCACUAAUCUGAAAUGCAGUUGCAAUUUACUUACACUUUGACAGCACAGUAAAUGGGUUUAAAUGGUGUGAGUUGCAUUUGACAGUUGAUUUUUACCGCUCAAGUUUAUGAAAAGCACCUGUAGAAUUGGAAAAUUAACUUUAAGUGUUAUAUUAUCGAAGUAUUAGGGUUGCUAACAACAACCUAAGAUAUUUUGUUAUUAAAAUAUUCUUAUAGGGAAACCCACAGAUCCAAAAUCAUUUUAAAAUUCACUCAUGGUCAUUUUUAAUUGAGUAUGAGCCUCUGUCCCAUAGUUACAACUGGAGGUUCAGCUCUUCAUGAACAAUAUGGCAACCGUGUUGACACAAUGGUCCAAUGAACCAAGCAUUGCAGCAUCUACAUGUAUAUACCUUAUCUCAACUGUUGUUAUUGAACAGAAUGGAAUCGGAUGUAUUGUGAUAUUACCUCCGACUUUCUUAGGCCCCAGUGUGGCAGCUAUGGGUUACUGUUAUCAUAUAACAGUCUUGAAGUUGUAGGCAUAGCGUCACACUGCUCAUUUGCAGUACCUCUGCCGUCACGUAACAACCACUGAAGCUACCAUAAAAUCUGACUCUGUUGUGAAUAUAAACCUGGAAACUGGAUAGACUCGCCUCGCUACAGUGCCCGUGUCUCCUCGUUGUGGGGUAACAUUCCUUACAGUGUUAACAGCUGACUUUCACACCAGUUUUUUGAAGUUGCCUUAGUAAACUGUGCAUGAUAUUUUAGCUUGUGAAGAAAUUAUAUUUGCUUCAGUGUAUCCAAUGUGCUAGGAGGCAUUUAUUUUGUGUAUGUAAAUAACUCACUAUGGGUGUAUGUAUUUUUGUAGUUUCCUAUUUGCACAAGCCGGAAGUGUCCUCUGAAGCCUGUUCCCCUCCCUUUGUGUCUUUCCUUACACGGUUCCAAAGUAUGACCCCAUAUUUUACCAAACCCCCCAUUCCUAAACCAGUGAAUGGAGAAAAUAUGCCCUGUAGGUACUUUCUCGUAUCAGUUUAAUAGGGGUCACCACUACCCUUCAUAAUUUGCACAGCCUGUUGUUAGAGAGCAGCUUUUCACAGUAGAUUCACUAAACAAAAGCACAUACAGUGAGAAGUACACUCAUCUGUUAAUAGACAGGUGAGAAUUUCACAACUGUGUUUUUAAUAGUUCCCAUGUGAUCAUUUGAGCCAAGAGCUUAUGUGUAUGUCCUGUUCAAUGAAUAUUAUCUGGAGACAAAAGUGAUAAUGGCUUUUGGAUAUUGAUACUCUCCUCAAUCCUUAAUUUGCUCUGACAUCUUGCCUGUCCUCUUCCUUCUUGUUCAGUGCUGCUGAGGUAUCCUCAUUAACACCUCUGAGGUGUUGAGGCAACUGAGGUAUUAUUAAUAGUUUUAGAUACACCGUUUGGUGCCCUUGGACACAUCAUCAGUGAUGUAACCUGAGGUCAUGGGGGGUUUCGGGUCUCUCCAUUGAAAAAGAAGAUUCAAAGUCUAAGUAUGUGAUCUGUAGUAAAAAGGUCCAUAAAAUAUGUGAAAAUCUCAAAGACCACUGUACUCGGACCACUGCUCUCCUGCCUCGCGGUAUGUGGUCACCUCUGAGCUAAAGCGGUACUGAGUAAGCACUGGUUUUGAAACUUUCAGGGUGGUGCUUACACCGCUGAACCUUGCAGAUAUAUUAGUUUGUUUUGUCUGUAGUUACCAGCCCGGCUGCCUUUGUAAGAAUUCAGCUCUGUAUGUAUGAGAGAGACAUGAAAAAGUUCCUCCUUCCUGUUUUUUUUUUUUUUAUCCUUUUGCAUAUCUGUCACACUUACAGGUUUCAGAUCAUCAAACAAGUUUUAAUAUUAAAAUAUUAAUAUAAUAUUUUAAUAUUAGACAAAGACUGAUCCAAACCCAAUGUAAGGUUUAUGUCACAGCUUGCUAACAGUAUCAAUAAUUACAGUUGUUUCUUUAAUGCUUAAUCCACCAGUUUGUGCAAUAUAUUUAAUCAAAAUCAUAUUUUUAAUACUACAGUGUGGUAAUUGUCAUUAUCUAUGAACUUUCAAAUUUACUAUUAUACAUAAAUCCAAAAAAAUAAAAUAAAAAGCACAUCAUUAUUAUUUUUGUAUUAAGAUAAAUAAACUAAAUUGUUAUAAUUUUUUGCUGAUAUUCAAGUACAAAAUUAGUUUUGGUGGUUGAAUGCUACACCUGAUUGAUGUCUGAUUAAAGUCCAGUGUCGGCUCAAAUUUGAGUAUAAAAACAUGAAUUCAGUAAUAAAUAACAAUCACAUUUUUAGUUUUAAACGUGUUUUUAACAGAUAUCUAAAAUAUCUGUUUUCUAGUUUUUAUGAAAGGUGGUCUAAAAAAUUGGUAAGCACUCUCCAUACAGUAAAUAGAUACAGGAAGGCAACCCAGCAGCCUUUGUAAGGCUUUUGGUUGGGAGACCAGUCAUUGCAUUUUGAGCAGAAUGGCUCUAAAUCACUGCUGUGUAUUCCAGACAACCAGUGUGGUCGUGCUUUAAACUUGCAUAAUUUCCUAAGGCCAGCUGUGAGCAAGUCCUCUAGUUGCAAAAAGAAGUCCAGUAGAAGUCUGUUGCUUAAGCCUGUGAUCUCAGUAAACACUGUCCCCAUCAGCCUAUGCUAGUUCAUGUUCUAAAUGAUGGUCCCUGCUAAAGUGAAAAGGAAGAGCAAAGCUGGGAAUGCUGUAGGGCUGUGACUGAUGUGUUGCUAUUGUAUAAGCUUCACGCAUUACAAUAACCUGAGGAUUAUGAUGGACUGUGAAGUGGAUGGGCUACUAUGUCACUGGCAUUCUGGUGUACAUGUGAGUCUAGUUUUAAUAUAAUUUUAAUGCAGAGUAACUGAUGUCACACCAUGUGUUAUAGGUUGCUAAUGGUGGAUGGUUGUGUGCUGUUUUACUGAUGUCAAGGACAGUUUGAAUUCAUCCUGGCUGCUAAAGAAGACCAACCCUUGAUUUUUAUGUUGCAGUAUUGGGUAUUGCUGCACAUCUAAUGUGAACAGUCUCACAGGCUGCAGUAGUUUUAACAUGCCAAAUGAGGCGUUGAGUGGGGAUGGCAAUUCCAAGAGGCUGUAAAAGCCUUUUUGGGUGAGUGUAGAUAUGUCCUAAUGAAAUCUACUGCCACUCCAGUUGUAUUUUACUUAGCUUGAAUAGAUAAAUCAAUCCACAGAUUUACUGGCUAUGUGUGCUCUCUAUCCAAGUGCAAACAAACAAAUGUCACUUUAAAGUGCUCAUAGAGGACAGCAGUAGAGAAGCAGAGAGCUGGGUCCAAGUGUCCUUAAGUCAAGCACUGAGCCUCUAAAGCAGGUGCUUGCUGAGCACCGUCAAUGGGGUUACGCUUGUAUAUGAGUGAAGAGACAGACGCCAUUCAAAUUUUUUUCUACCUCUACAAGUGGGUGAAUAGAAUAAUGGUACAACCAUCCCAACCUCUGUUCACCUGUCAGCGUGUUAGAGCAAAGAUAGACACCGAGGAGAGGAAUUCAGGGCCCACCUGCAGGGACUUCAGAUGGAUGUAUCGCUGUAGACGUUACACUUCCAACCUUCCCCUCCUCCUCCCUCAAUGGCAGAAGUAUUACUGUGUGUUUAGUUGUGGUAAAUGAAGCUAUUUUAAAUAUUGUAAUAAAGAAAAAAUAAAUAAUAUAUGUAUUUUAACAGAUGUUCUCAUUUUUCUCAGUGAGUUUUAUGAUGUUUAAAAAAAGCGGAGCUCUUAAAAUAAAAAUAAAGAAAAAAAAUGUAGAUGACGUCUAAAUGUUUUAUAAACGAUGAGUUUAGAUUUUGUAUAAGAUGUGAUAUUUUGUGGGAUUUGUCUACACUGUUAUACAACGAGAAAUUGAAUGUACUGUGACCGCCAUAGGCAUAAAACUGAUUGAAUAAUUGCUCAAUUAAUGAAUCAAUAAACUGCCGAAAUUGUGGAGAAAA
Molecule: messenger RNA, 12409 nt
Organism: Haplochromis burtoni (Burton's mouthbrooder)
Lineage: Eukaryota; Metazoa; Chordata; Actinopteri; Cichliformes; Cichlidae
Gene: cdk18
Product: cyclin dependent kinase 18
Exons: 16
Coding region: 5635-7071 (478 amino acids)
Biological process (GO): protein phosphorylation
Cellular component (GO): cytoplasm; nucleus
Molecular function (GO): protein kinase activity; ATP binding
Source: RefSeq, a predicted model, not a curated record